Epinephelus fuscoguttatus (brown-marbled grouper) is the source of this 5866-nucleotide messenger RNA. RefSeq names its product protein Atg16l2 (gene atg16l2). NCBI's taxonomy places the organism in Eukaryota, Metazoa, Chordata, Actinopteri, Perciformes, Serranidae. Gene Ontology annotation, cellular component: autophagosome membrane. The coding region runs from base 321 to 2144 and encodes 607 amino acids. Gene Ontology annotation, molecular function: protein binding. Gene Ontology annotation, biological process: negative stranded viral RNA replication; autophagosome assembly. The record is from RefSeq and is a predicted model, not a curated record. The transcript has 18 exons.
CGGUGGGGGGCGUGUCCUGUGGGGGGCGUGUCCUGUGGGGGGCGUUUGUUCUUUGUGUCUCGAGUCAAAACAGGAAGAGCAGAGGGCGGGCGGUGAUUGGCUGAGAGGACCGGCAGCAGGCUCCUCGGCCCCGCCCCCUUCACGGUGACGAAUCUUUUGAGGAAAAAAAGUUCAAAACAACGGAACAAACAAGAACACCACAGAAGAAGAACCGACAACAUCCGGAGCUUCAUCACGGAGCCGUCUGUGACUCCGGGCCGGCCUGGGAGCGUCUGUCCGCGGGGACACAGCGUGAGGCAGCCCGGGUUGUGAGCAGCAUCAUGGCCGCUGUCACCGUCAUCACGGAUCCAGCCGCGGUGUCGCAGCGCGGCGGUCGGGUCGCGGCUCCGGGACGCGGCGGCAGAUCGGCGGAGACCUGGAAGAGACACAUCAUGGGUCAGCUGAAGAGCCGAGACCUGAGCCAGCACGACAAGUUCCAGGACCUGAUCCGCUUCUACACGCAGCUGUUGGAGAAAACCAGUCUGGCCAAAGGAAUGCUGAGCUGCUCCGUCAGACGUCCCUCCCCUGGUAGCGGCUCCAUCUCCGCUCUGCUUCACCAGAACAACCAGCUGAAGAAGACGACAGGAGAGCUGGCCUAUCAGGUGGUGGAGCUGCAGCAGCAGAUUAAAAUCAAAGAAUGUGUUCUGGAGCAGCAACAUGCCAGACUGUUGGCGGAGGAGCGUCGGCUGGCAGGUGCGUUGGAUGCCCGUCAGGAGCUGCAGGUGCGGGUGGAGCAGGUUCAGGAGGAGAACGGGGCGUUGAAGACGGCGUACGACGCCUUGCUGCAGCGACAGAGAGGGGCGGAGCAGAGACUCCGAGAGGAGAAGGUCAGAGGGGGACACCUGCUGGAGGACAUGAUCCACCUGAAACAACAAGCUGCUGCCCGCAUGAACAGCCGCAACGAACGCAGGUCCAGAGCUCGAGAAGCGAACCUGCAGAAGGAGCUGCAGAAUGCUGCGAGGUCAAAGGUCACGGUGGACAGUUGUUUGAGCGCUCCGACCUCCAGAUCCACGUCUCCAAAGACUGAAAACCACCACGAGUCCACAGACAGAGGACACACCCGACUCUUCAGGUCGGCGUCGGCGACGUCUCCGAGGAUCCUGACCUCCAUCAGAGAGCUGUUUGACAGGAAGAGGCGGGGCCACUCUGUCUGCAGUCUGGAGGAGGAUCUGAUGUGUCCCGUGGGAAUCUGUCUGUCGGCCAGAGUCCCCGCCAGAGCGCUGCAAGUACUGGACGCUCAUGAGCAAGGCAUCAACGCUGUGAGGUUCAGCUGCAGCUCUGACCUGCUGGCCACCGGAGGAACUGACCGGGUCAUCAAACUGUGGGAGGUCCGAGCAGGUUCACUGACUCACAGAGCGACCCUUGACGGCAGCACCGAGGGAAUCACCUGCGUGGAGUUCGACCCCACGGGUCAGAGGAUCCUCGCCGCCUCGUAUGACAAGUCGGCCCUGCUGUGGCGCCUGGACGACUCCGUUCCCAAGCUGACUCUAACAGGUCACAGCAGGAAGGUGACGGCGGCGAGGUUCAGCGGGUGUCUCCAUCAGGUGGUGACGGGCAGCGCGGACAGAACCAUCAGACUGUGGGACCUGCAGAGAGCAGCCUGUGUGCAGGAAAUUGAAGUGUCGUCGUACUGCAGCGACCUCGUCUGUUCAGAGAACUUUAUCAUCAGUGGACACUACGACUCCAAGAUCAGAGUCUGGGACACGAGGACGAUCAGCUGCGUCCAGGAGCUUCCCGCUCAGGGCAAAGUCACCUCGCUGGACAUCAGCUCUGACCAUCGUCAGCUGCUCAGCUGUUGCCGUGACGACUGCCUCCAGCUGGCCGACCUGAGGAGGCGGAGCAAUGACCGCAUGUGUUUCAGAGCGGAGGGGUUUAAAUGUGGCAGCGACAGCACCAAGGCUGUGAUCAGUCCAGACGGUUGCUUCCUCGCCGCCGGAUCAGCUGACGGUGCUGUUUACAUCUGGAAUGUCUCCACCGGCAACCUGGAGACCCGCCUACCUGACAAACACAGUUCGUCCAUCAGUGCUGUGUCCUGGUCUCUGUCUGGUGAAUACGUCAUCAGUGUGGACAAGAGUAGACGGGCCGUCCUCUGGAGUGACAUCUGAAACAGCCAAUCCACAGAGAGGUCUCGUUGUCACAGCAUCGCCCUACACAACACGCCUCACCUUAAAGAACAAACUGAUCUGGGGGCUGUUAAAGGGAACAUCUGUGCCUUUAUUUUUUAUUUUAUUUUUUAUUAAGCUGUUUGUUGAUUGGGCAAAAGGGAUGUGAAACUUUUUUCGAUGCCUUUUUUGCAUUUUCUUACGUAACGGGAGCAACAGUUUAACAUGAAGCUUUUGUUAACCGUAAAAACUGAACAAAGGGAAACUUGCAACCAAAACACAAUAAUAUUUCUGUAAUGUUUGAAGCAGCGGACACACUGUGCAGAAAUUUGUAGACCUUCAUUUGAGGAGUUCAGGUUCAUCAGGUCGUACUGCAGUAAAUAAGCCAGGUUCUCUGGAUGCAGUGCAGUCAAAGUGCUCUCACUCUGAAGUCAUCGAAUACUGGCGCUUGGGCAGUGACGAAAAAAGCUGUUGGCAUGAUAUGCGGCCGGACAGCGCUCCAUGGUGUCAAGGGAAUUGUGGCGGGACAAAAACAAAAGUUAAGGUGGCAAAAGUCCCAAUAGGGUGGGAGGGGUCCAACAACCACAGACUUUCACCCAGGAGGCCGGUGUUUACUUCCUGUAAGAUUGUAAAUCCAGACCUUGUUCUUUUUUCCUAAACCCAACCACGUGUGUGUGUGAAGGAAGGAAAAGGCAAUCUGCAAUGUUGCACCGACGUAGUGCUUUUAUUUUGAAAGAGACUGUAUCAAACUGUACAUUUCCUGUGAAAACAGAAGUGUAUUUUGAAAACAGACAAUGCAUGUAACAGGCUGAAGAACGUCAACGACCAACACACCCAGGGUACCUUGGACGUCAUAUGUGGACGUGGAAAGUCCAUGACCAAACGUGGACAUGUGAUGAGGUCGGAGUGAGGACGAGUUGGUGCAGCAGAUUUUACUGCCCUGGUUCCUUCGUUCCUGGAUCAAAGUUCCUAAAAGGCUUCGGAGUCGUAGCAUCAAUCCGCCGCCUGUUUUCUGACGUUUUUUGUCAGUUUAUCUCACCAUGAUGAUGAACUCUUUGAUCAGCUGGUGAUGUCUGAACAGCAGCGUCACAGUUUCCAAAUCAAACCUUUUUGUUUUUUCUUGUCCAAUGCUGAAUAGAUUUCAGUCUGGUUCUGGUCCUGAAGCCUGACUGCUCAGCAGCUCAGCAGCUCGGCAGCUCUUGGUGGUGGAUUUACAUAUUAAAGGCGUCUGCAGUAAUCCUCUGUUUGGCCUCUCGGCUUUGAAGAGUGGAGUCAGCAGCUUCAAAGGGAGAAGUCGAUGUCCGCGGGCUGUGGUGGAGUCUGAACACAUCCACAUGAAAUAGAGUGAUUUACAUCUUGUCUGAUCUGUGUCACUGUUCAUGUUCAACUGCCUCAGUGAGUCAAAGGCCUCCAACCAGAACACAGACUGUACAUUGGUCGGUUUUAUUUCAGCUGAUUCAUUAUAUGGCGGAUCGUAUGAACGCUUUUCCAAAGGAUACUUUCUCACGUUUUUGUAUUUAAAACAGCUAAUAAGCUUCGAUAGCUUCUUCCACUUUAGACCCUCCACCUCUGUCCAAUCAGAAAUCAGCUCCGUCACAUAAUUCAUGUCUUCAUGAGCUCAGACGCUGAUUGAUGAAUUCAUGCCAAACCUGAAUGUCACCGUUUCUAAGUGCUGGUCUGGAUGAAUCUCAGGUGGAGUCAGAUCUGCUCCUGGUCCCUGCUGACAGGUCAGUGCAGGUCCUGGUUGAGUCUAGUUCCUGGUUCAGUCCAGGUCCUGGUUCACAGCUCAGACUGGAGUCACUGAUGUUUUUUGUCAUAACUAAAAGUCUGCUGCCUGUUCAGAGCAACGAGGGAAAAUAAAAACAAACUUUGUGUCUUUUUUGAUCUGAACCAGAAAAUCUUUGUCCUGAUUUGUUAUAAAAAUCUUUUUUCAGCAGCUUUUAUUUGUUUCCUCGUAACAAACUGAUUGAUUGAUCGGCUCCUGACAGUAAAAACAAGUUUUAACACCAACUUCCUGUUCAUGUUCUUUUUGAUAGCAUUUAGUUUUCUGUUAUUUAUUCAGUGACUUUUAUUUUGAACCUUCAGGGUUUUUUUUAAAGGGAUUUAUUUUUUUGUUUUAAAUGAGGGGAUGUUUGUGUCUGCGCCCUGAGCUUAGACACAAACUGCUGAUUCACAUUCUCAGUCUACCUGCUGCUGCGCUCAAAUCAGCCUGUCAGUCCAAACUGAGGGCAUCAUGACAAAAUAGAGACAGAUCAGACUGUCCAGUGAACAUUAUGGGAUGUAACACAGUCAUGUUGCUGUGACACAGUUGUGUUAAAACUGUCUUUAUGUUUUAUAAUGAUUUUAUUGUAUUUAUUAGAGAUUUUUAAAGCUAAUAAGCUGCGCUAACUUUCCUCCGUGUUGGACCAUCCAUUUAGAGUUUAAAUGUCAGGUCUCUUCACAGUUUAUCUUUUUACUGAUCUUUUAAUGUCUAAAUUGAAAGAAUUCAAAUGCUGAGGUGGUAAGAAGUUCCCACUUUUAUUGUGGUGAUCUGCGAUCUAUGACGUGAUGUCAUAGCCUCUUCAGGAGAAACAAAACCAAACAGAGAACUCGACGAUGAUGAAGGUUCAUGAAAAACAGCUCAGAUUCAGUCGGCUCAGCAUGAACUCCCUGCUGGAGCUGAAAACUUUCUUUUGCUGCUGUUACACUGAUUAGGCUCCGCCCCCGGCACCUCAUCACCUACGUCCUGCUGUCCUAGUCUAUGUUCUGUUCUCAUGUCCUGCAUUCUGCUGUCAUCUCCUACGUCCUGUCAUCUCCUACAUCUUGUCGUCAUUGCCUAUGUCCUGUUCUCGUCACUCACGUCCUGUCACCUCCUGUGUCACGCUGUCGUCGCCUACAUCCCAGCGUCAUCUCCUACGUUUUGUCAUUGUCACCUACGUCCUGUUGUCCUCUCCCACAUCCUUUUGUUAUCUCCCAUGCCAUUGUUGCCUGCGUUCUGUUGUUGUUUCUUGUGUCCAGUUGUUGUCACCCAUGCCCUUUUGUCAUCUCCUGCGUCCUGUCGUCAUUGCCUGUCCUCUUGUCGUCAGCUGAAUCCUGUGUUUUCUACGUCCUGUUAUCAUCACCUACAUCCUGUCAUCUCCUACAUCAUGCUGUCAUUGCUUACGUCCUGUCAUCCUCAUCUACAGUACAUCCUGUCGUCUGCACCUACACGAGUUGGAUCUCGCAACACGUGACACCGACAGGUUUGUAGAUGCUUUCCUGUCCCUCUUUUUUUCCAGCCGACUGUUUGUAGAGCCCUCGGAACAAAUGUCAGUUUUGGUCUUCCUGUCAAUGAUCCGACAGUCUGAACCUUAAAAAAAACAUUGCCACACUCCGAUCGAACCAACCAACCGUUCAGUCUGAUCCCGACCUCCUGUCUGUGUCCUCUCACUGUGAUUUUGGUUCCGGUCAAACUGAACAAAGCGUUCCUUCGUCUGCACAGUGACCAGCUGCUGCCGCCAUCGACAUGAAAACACAGAAUAUCAAAUGUUCCUCUCAAAUAUUUAUAAUGUGUGAAUUAAAUUAUUAGGGAGAAUCAGCAGUUUGUGUCUGAACAGCUUGGCUGUAACGUGAUGUAAUAAUGACUUCAUAUUAACCCUGUGACGUGUGGGCGGUGAUCAAACGUGUAUUAACGUGAUGUUUACAUUCUGCUGCUGUCAAAAGACCGACAAACUUUAUCUCUAAUAAACUCUGGUGUCUGACCUUCA